CUUUGGUCAUGUCUGGAGCGUUGACUGUUGGACUACUGCUGCUGUGGGGCAGCGCCUGCCUGUGGCUGCCCAGCCCUGCUCAGGGAGAUUUGGUCAUCCCUGGACCAGAUGGAGCUGCCAAGGAGACAAGACAUCCUGCUAGGACACUGCAGAAAAGAAGUACGCAGAAUGUCAUGGUGGACGUGUACAGUAUGAAGGUGGACUGUACUGUGACGUCCCGUUUCGCUCACACUGUCAUGACCUCCACGGCUCGGAACAAAGGCGACGUCUCGCAGGAAAUCUUCUUUGAAAUGGAGCUCCCAAAGACGGCCUUCAUUACCAACUUCACCAUGGAAAUUGAUGGUCGAGUUUAUGUAGGAGAGGUGAAGGAGAAAGAGAAAGCCAAGAAACAGUAUGAGAAGGCGAUUUCUUCAGGACAGACUGCUGGACUGGUCAAGGCUUCUGGGAGGAAGAUGGAGACGUUUUCAGUGUCUGUCAACAUUGCAGCAGAAAGUAGCGUCACUUUCGUUUUGACCCACGAGGAGCUCCUUCAGAGGAAACUGGGCCAAUAUGAAAUUCUGACCAGAGUAAAACCCAAACAACUGGUCCAGGAGUUUCAGAUUGUAGCGAACAUCUACGAGCCUCAAGGCAUUUCUUACGUUGACACCCAUGCGACGUUCCCCUCCAACGACCUGCUCCCGCUGGUGGAGAAAACUGUCACAGAGAAGAAGGCACACAUUGCCUUCAAACCAAGUUUGGAACAGCAAAAAAAAUGUCCAGCCUGUGAUGGAACGUUGAUUGAUGGAGAUUUUGUCAUCAAGUAUGAUGUGAACCGCGCAACGAGCCUCGGGGACAUUCAGAUUGUCAACGGAUAUUUUGUGCACUUCUUUGCACCACCCAGCCUGUCAAGAGUGCCAACAAAUGUGGUGUUUGUAAUUGAUAGGAGUGGUUCAAUGUACGGAAAUAAAAUACAACAGACCCGAGAGGCAAUGCAAGCCAUCCUUCAAGAUCUGAAAGAGGAUGACUACUUUUCCAUCAUCCUGUUUGAUGACCAAAUCACUUGUUGGAAGGAAACAAUGACCAGAGCGACAAAGGAGAACUUGGCUGAGGCCACAAAAUACAUCAAGAACUUGAGGGACAGAGGAGGCACUAACAUAAAUGAUGCAUUGUUAAGAGGUGUGGGGAUGCUCCAGAAAGACAAAGCAGAUAAGAGGAUCCCAGAGAGAAGCAUUGACAUGAUCAUUUUACUCACUGAUGGAAUGCCCAAUUAUAGUGAGACCAAUCCAAAAAAGAUCCAGGCCAAUAUGCAUGCUGCCAAUAGUGGAAACAUGACUCUAUUCAGUCUUGGAUUUGGAAGUGAUGUGGAAUAUGGCUUCUUGAAUGUGCUGAGCCAGGAAAACAACGGACUGGCUCGUAGAAUCUUUGAGGCCUCAGAUGCAGCUCUUCAACUGAAGGGUUUCUAUGAGGAAGUUUCCAGCCCGCUGCUUUCUGAGGUGAAUUUACGUUACCCGGACAACGCGGUGGAUUUGCUGACCACCAACCACUUUAGCCAGUUGUUUAAUGGUUCUGAAAUUGUGGUGGCUGGUCGGCUGAUUGACAAUAAACUGGACAACUUCCCGGUGGAAGUGGUUGCCCAGGCGUUUGAGGAGGACUUCCAAGUGCAGAGCCAGACCAGUGCUCUGGAUUGGGCCGCCAUUUACCCUGAUGAAGAGUACAUCUUUGGGGAUUUCACAGAGCGCCUAUGGGCUUACCUCACCAUCCAGCAGCUACUGGAUAAGAGCAAGACUGGUAGCCAGGAGGAGAAAUCCAAUGCCACAGCCAGGGCCUUGGAUAUGUCCCUACAGUACAGUUUUGUCACCCCUCUCACCUCCAUGGUGGUCACCAAGCCUGAGACUGGGGACAAACCAGAUAGCCCUCUCAUCGCUGAUAAGAUGACUGAGGAGGAAAGACAACAGUCAGAGCGAUACUCCUAUCAUCAUCGCCACAUGUCACCCACAUAUUUAGUGGAUGGAGAUCCCCAUUUUAUCGUUGAGCUCCCAGACAAAGAUGAUGCCGUGUGCUUCAACAUCAAUGACAAACCAGGAACUAUUUUCACCCUAGUUGAAGACUCAAAGUCAGGUAUUUUGGUGAAUGGCCAAAUAAUUGGAGACAAGCAAAUUCCUGUUGAUGGUCAAAUCAAUACCUACUUUUGGCGUUUUGGCAUACGUCAUAAAAGUUUAGGCGUGAGAUUGGAGGUGAGCACUAAAAGCAUUUUAUUGCUCGAAGACGCCAAGCGGGUCAGUCUGCAGUGGUCUUACACAACUUCCCUCAAAGGAGACAACAUGGAUAUUCUUUUGAGCAAGGACCGCAGCCUAACAAUAACUCUAAAAGAUUCAGUCAAGUUUUUGAUCCUGCUACAUAAAGUGUGGAAGGACCACCCGUACCACCGGGAUUAUUUGGGUUUCUACACACUGGACACCCACCUCCUGUCACCUUCUGUUCACGGUCUGAUAGGUCAGUUCUACCACGGGAUUGAAUAUGAGGUCACAAACUUGCGUCCAGGAGAAGUCCCAGAGAAACCAGAUGCCACCAUGUAUGUCAAGGGACAAGAGCUCAAUGUGACUAGGGGCUGGCAAAGAGACUUCAGAAGAGAUGUGACGAAUGGAGAAAAUGUUCCCUGCUGGUUCAUUCAUAACAAUGGGACAGGCCUCAUUGAUGGAGAUGUCUCAGACUACAUUGUGUCGGGCCUCUUUAAAACUGUAUAGAAAAUACAUUUUCCUUACAUGACAAAACACUGAUCUAAUCAGUGAAAUGCAUGCACGAAAUAAAA
Messenger RNA from Phycodurus eques (leafy seadragon), 2788 nucleotides. RefSeq names its product inter-alpha-trypsin inhibitor heavy chain H3-like. The transcript is spliced from 22 exons. Gene Ontology annotation, molecular function: serine-type endopeptidase inhibitor activity. The record is from RefSeq and is a predicted model, not a curated record. Gene Ontology annotation, biological process: hyaluronan metabolic process. The coding region runs from base 9 to 2723 and encodes 904 amino acids. NCBI's taxonomy places the organism in Eukaryota, Metazoa, Chordata, Actinopteri, Syngnathiformes, Syngnathidae.